GCUCUUCUCCUACAUACAACUUACAGCGAUUAAAUGGAAAUAUUGAGAUUUGAUCUAAUAUUUUCUUAAAAAACACAUCCAGAGAUUGCACUGUUGUUAUAGACAAAUUUCUUCCCCAUCCUGAAGCAUUCAACGCCAAAGAGAUAAAUAACACGAUGAUUUUUUUAUAUUAGUUGAGCAAUUAGGAUCAAACCCAUCUAAAAUGCGGGGAUGGAGAAACGCUGUUCAAGAAACUGCUGCCUCAAAACCCCUCUUUCUAACCAUAUACGCCACCGUUAUACUGGGGACAGUGGUGUCUUCCUUUUACGUAUUCUCCGCUAUUUACUCUCCAACCGCUUCCCCCACUCGCUCUAUCUCUUCUUCUUGGCUUUUGGCCCCUCCUCUCUCCCAAAAUGGGGUUUCUCUUUCCAGCAACAUUUCUCAACCAUCACAGCAUAGGAGCAACAAGUUGAGACCUAUUUGGGAGGCCCCAUCUCGUACUUCCAAAAUGCCUCGUUUAAAGUCCUUUAGACUAACUAAAGAACUGGUUGCACAAAGGGCAAAAGAUAAUGUCAUCAUAGUCACCUUUGGUAACUUUGCUUUUAUGGAUUUCAUCCUGACUUGGGUUAAACACUUGACCGAUCUUGGUGUUUCUAAUCUUCUGGUUGGUGCUAUGGACACCAAACUACUGAAGGCUCUGUAUUGGAAAGGUAUCCCAGUCUUUGAUAUGGGCAGCCAUAUAAGCACAGAUGAUGUUGGCUGGGGUUCUCCCAUAUUUCAUAAAAUGGGGAGACAGAAAGUCUUACUUAUAAAUGCAAUACUUCCUUUUGGUUUUGAGCUAUUGAUGUGUGAUACAGACAUGGUGUGGUUGAAGAAUCCACUGCCAUAUCUUGCUCGGUACCCUGAUGCAGACAUCUUAACUUCUAGUGACCAAGUUGUGCCAACAGUUGUUGACGACAGAUUGGCUGACUGGAAACAAGUUGGUGCCGCCUACAAUAUAGGAAUUUUCCACUGGCGCCCAACACCACCCGCGAAAAAACUGGCAAAAGAAUGGAUAGAUAUGCUUUUAGCUGAUGAUAGGAUAUGGGAUCAGAAUGGAUUUAAUGAACUUGUACGUAGGCAGACAGGGCCAGCCUUUGAUGAUGAGAGUGGAAUUUUUUACUCUUAUGAUGGAAAUCUCAAGCUGGGAAUUCUGCCAGAAAGUUUAUUUUGUAGUGGACACACUUAUUUUGUUCAGGCUCUGCAUCAGCAAUUUAGGCUGCAACCAUACGCAUUGCACACUACGUUCCAGUAUGCUGGUACUGAAGGGAAGCGUCAUCGACUGCGGGAAGCCAUGGUUUUCUUUGAUCCUCCAGAAUACUAUGAUGCACCUGGAGGAUUCUUGUCAUUUAGACCUUCUAUUUCUAAGAGCUUGUUACUGGAUGGGGAGCAUAAUCUUGAAUCGCACUUCUCUCUUAUUAAUUACCAAAUGAGACAAAUAAGGUCAGCACUUGCUAUUGCCUCAGUGUUGAACCGUACACUGUAUGAGUUUUGCCAUGAAUUACUUGUGCCUAGCAGUAACAAAAGUAAUCAAGGGAAAACAAUCUAUAAUUUAGAAAUUCAUCUUAGCAAAGAGCCAAUGAGAUGUGUUGUGCAGGUUAUGCCUCCAUUAUGGUGCAGAUUGGAUAGGCUGUGGUUUCCACAUCCUGGGGCACUGCUGGGGUCAUUGACUAGACAACCUUUUCUCUGCCCUUUGGACCAUGUUUUUGAGGUGAAUGUAAUGUUGAGAGACCUUCCAGCGGAGGAAUUUGGUCCUGCAAUCAACAUCAGAGAGUACUCUUUUCUCAACAACCCAUUCUUACCCCAACGAGUAAGGGAGUCGUGGCUUGAUGUUCAGCUUUGUCAAGAAGGAACUGAAGAUUGCCAUGCGUCAAGCAACACAAGUCGACCGGGUCUUUUAAGAUUUCCUAAACGCAGCAGUGAAGAAACGUUGAAGAAGGUGUUCUCUUCAUUCAAGGAUGUCAAAGUCAUUCAGUUCUCUUCGAUGCAAGAUGCUUUUCUUGGUUUCACUGACAAGACAAGAGAGGAGAAAUUCAGGAAACGUGUAAAGCAGUAUGUAGGUAUAUGGUGCUGUGUUGAGAACCACAUUCCUGGACACAUAUAUUAUGACAUGUAUUGGGACGAGAAACCGGGUUGGAAACCUAUUCCACCUAAAACCCCAGAGGACGAUCAUCCACCUUUCUGAAGCCCUCUCUUCACCCUCUUAUCAAAAGGUUGCCCAAGUUCUGGCCUUGGGAGGUAGAAAAAGAGAGAGUGACAGUGACGGUGACUGUGACUGUGACAGUGACAGUGACAGUGACCGAGUUUCAAAGCUGCUAUGGUUCCUAACACAUCGUCAAAAACCAAGAAUAUUGUCUUCAUAGAUUAAAAUGGGAUGAGAUUGCAUUAGUAUUAGCAUUAGUAUUCGGACUUGGAGAACAAAUGUCUGGAGUCUGAAAUUUGGAACAUUUGAGGGCUGAUGUGUUUUUCACCCCUCUAUAUAUGUACCAUUGAUAGUUUUUUUUU
Messenger RNA from Gossypium raimondii (Peruvian cotton), 2523 nucleotides. RefSeq names its product arabinosyltransferase XEG113. Gene Ontology annotation, molecular function: arabinosyltransferase activity. The record is from RefSeq and is a predicted model, not a curated record. Bases 203 to 2203 code for a protein of 666 amino acids. Gene Ontology annotation, biological process: cell wall pectin biosynthetic process. Lineage: Eukaryota; Viridiplantae; Streptophyta; Magnoliopsida; Malvales; Malvaceae. Gene Ontology annotation, cellular component: Golgi apparatus. The transcript has 14 exons.